GGGUACAGCAGCAUCAUGUCUGGCAGAGGCAAGGGCGGGAAGGGGCUCGGCAAGGGCGGCGCCAAGCGCCACCGCAAGGUGCUGCGCGACAACAUCCAGGGCAUCACCAAGCCGGCCAUCCGCCGCCUGGCUCGGCGCGGCGGCGUCAAGCGCAUCUCGGGGCUCAUCUACGAGGAGACGCGCGGCGUGCUCAAGGUCUUCCUGGAGAACGUGAUCCGCGACGCCGUCACCUACACGGAGCACGCCAAGAGGAAGACGGUCACGGCCAUGGACGUAGUCUAUGCCCUCAAGCGCCAGGGACGCACCCUCUACGGCUUCGGCGGCUAAAACCUUAUGUUCCCGCAUAGUCUUCAGAACCCAAAGGCUCUUUUAAGAGCCACCCACUUGUGCUUUUGAAAGAGCUGCAUCGCUUUAAAGCUGGUAAAUAACCUUACACCAUUUCCAUUAAUUGCUGUCUUUUUUUUAGUAAAUUACUGUACAAACAAGUUUAAGAGAUGGUUUAAUAUUCAAUAACUUAACCUGCUCGUGUCGCCCUAACAAACUGGUUAGGUAGGUUAGGGAACAAAUAAAGCUGGUGAUUUCAGUUGUGUCAGUAUUGCAGGAACUGAGGGGGUUAAGGAACUUCAGAAAACUCGAGCUCAUGGUGAAACUGAGCUUUGGCUCCCACUUCAAGCCAGGGAGCUGGCCUGGCUCAAAGGCAAGCUGCCCAUGGCCCUGCCAGAGUCUCAUGUUUUUUGGUUUUUUUUUUUGGUUGAGCAAACAGCAGAAGUAGAUACGUGUUUAUAUUUACAGUAUGUUUGCUGGUAUGCUCAAUAAAUGAAAAUUAUAGACUGUCUGUCCCCUAAGGCCCUUCUUUUCAAAGCUGUAUAAAGCUUUAAAAAACACAAAUUAAGCCUGUCCUGACAGUAUUUUUUUAAGGGGAGGGGAGUCCAUUAUUCUAUGUGCUUCCUGUGUGUCUAAGCUCCUGUAGAUGGUCUGAUUCAAAUCUGGGCUGCUGAAGCUGGAGCUGUUCACCAGGAGGGAACCGGGGUCGCCUUUUACCCACAGCCCUUCUCGUGGAAUGUGAAGUUUGUAUUUCAAGCAUCCACAAUGUGGUACUAGUUCACUUGCUGAGAGAAGUGUUUGGUAAGACUUGAAUUAAGGCAUUUUCACUUGCAAUUCAUCUCGAUCUAAAAGUAUUUAUUGUAUCAGCUACAGUGUAUAUUUCUACCGUUUCCAGAUUAAUCUGUUAAAAAACAACUAGCAACAGAAACACCACCAAAAAAGCAACAGAAACACCACCAAAAAACAAUCAUCCCCUCCCCAACUAAACAUCUCCCUCCCCCUCAAAAACAGAUCAAAAAAACACCCCUCAUCCCAAAUGGUUUUUAGGAAAACAUGUACAAUGUUUACUUUUU
Messenger RNA from Colius striatus (speckled mousebird), 1397 nucleotides. Its product is annotated as histone H4. Gene Ontology annotation, biological process: nucleosome assembly. The record is from RefSeq and is a predicted model, not a curated record. The transcript has a single exon. Gene Ontology annotation, cellular component: nucleosome. Bases 16 to 327 code for a protein of 103 amino acids. Lineage: Eukaryota; Metazoa; Chordata; Aves; Coliiformes; Coliidae. Gene Ontology annotation, molecular function: protein heterodimerization activity; structural constituent of chromatin; DNA binding.